Molecule: messenger RNA, 677 nt
Organism: Jatropha curcas
Lineage: Eukaryota; Viridiplantae; Streptophyta; Magnoliopsida; Malpighiales; Euphorbiaceae
Product: histone H3.2
Cellular component (GO): nucleosome
Molecular function (GO): protein heterodimerization activity; structural constituent of chromatin; DNA binding
Source: RefSeq, a predicted model, not a curated record
AUUUUCCCUUCCAUCAAUUUCUCCCUCGCAUUUUCUCUUAUAUUCUAAGAAAAGAAACGGUUCGUUGUUUCCACUCUAAUGGCUCGUACAAAGCAAACCGCUAGAAAAUCCACUGGAGGCAAGGCGCCAAGGAAGCAGCUAGCUACAAAGGCGGCGAGGAAAUCAGCUCCAGCUACCGGCGGAGUUAAGAAGCCUCACAGAUUCCGUCCAGGAACUGUAGCUUUAAGAGAAAUCAGGAAAUACCAAAAGAGUACAGAGCUUUUGAUAAGGAAACUUCCAUUCCAGAGAUUGGUAAGGGAAAUCGCUCAAGAUUUCAAAACUGAUCUGAGAUUCCAAAGCAGUGCUGUUGCGGCCAUGCAAGAGGCAGCUGAAGCUUAUUUGGUUGGUUUGUUUGAGGAUACAAAUCUUUGUGCAAUUCAUGCUAAAAGAGUUACUAUUAUGCCUAAGGAUAUUCAGUUGGCGAGAAGAAUUAGGGGCGAGAGGGCUUAGAUUUGAAGGCUGUUUCUAUGUUCAUGUUUGUUUUUUGUUUUAGGUUUUUAUGUGGUUCUUUCCUUUUGAAUGGUUGAAAUGGAAAAUCAAUUUUAAAUCUAUUACUGUUGUGUGAAUUAGAUAGUGCAGUUUAUUUGUUUGUGAAAAGUCCUCGUUGAGAAAUGACUUUUUUAAUUUUACUUUAGCAA